Amphimedon queenslandica is the source of this 2621-nucleotide messenger RNA. RefSeq lists its product as uncharacterized. The record is from RefSeq and is a predicted model, not a curated record. The transcript is spliced from 5 exons. Gene Ontology annotation, molecular function: protein binding. Gene Ontology annotation, biological process: signal transduction. The coding region runs from base 58 to 2502 and encodes 814 amino acids. NCBI's taxonomy places the organism in Eukaryota, Metazoa, Porifera, Demospongiae, Haplosclerida, Niphatidae.
GAAAUACAUGUAUCUGAUAGAGCUAAUGCAUACAAAAAGGCACUAGCUGAAGGAGCAAUGGAUGUUGCCUAUUCACGUGUUCUAUUCCUGGGUACUGCUGGUGUGGGGAAGACAAGCUUUAAACGUUCUCUCAUGAAGUUACCAUGGGAACCUAACACUACCAGUACUGUAGUAGCUGAUGUUAGCAGGAUUCGCCCAUUCACACGUGGCUGGCGCACACUCGAAGAAGAUCAAUGGAGAGUUGUAUCAUAUGAAGAUGAAAUUAAAGAAUUAGCUGGAUUAAUAUUGGCCGUUUAUAAGAAAGAACCUGAUGCUACUUCACCUGUUUGUAAUGACAGUUUUCAGCCUAAACAAGAAAUCAACAAUGAAAUUAGUUAUGAAGUUGAAAAAAUUAUUUCUGAUGCUUUAUCAUACAUUAAAGACCAUGAUCUGUCAGAAAAUUUAAAGCCACAACCAUUUCUUCAUUUUUGGGACUGUGGUGGUCAACUGCCUUUUCUUGAAAUUUUACCAGUUUUUCUUACUUCUCGUACAUUAUUCUUUCUUAUUUUCGAUGCAGAGAAAGAUUUGAAGUUAAACUGGCAAUCAGUCAUUAAUAUUGAAGGUGAGAGCUUGGAGCAAGAGGAGGUUCCUAUGACGACACUUGAUUACAUGCUCAGUUGGAUGGCUAACAUUCAUGGUCACUUAAUGACAUAUGAUAAUGAAGGAAGUUUUUGUGCGUUUCCACGAAUGUAUUGUGUUGGUACUCAUGGUGAUCGUGUAAAGGACAGGAAAUCUGAAAUAAAAAGGGAACUAGAACGGAAAUAUCAGGGUAAAGAUUUCAGUGCUUUAAUUGAAGGUACUGUAAUUGUUGAUAAUACCACUUCUGGACAAGGUGAGGCUGAAGACCCAUCCCUUCAAGCUUUAAGGGAAGCUGUCGUUGGGUUUACACAAAAAAAACUUGUUUUAAAAACACCUCUUAGUUGGGUUCUCUUUCGAAAAGUUAUUCAGGUUCUCAGCAAAAAGUUUAAUGUCAUUAAUUUUGAAGAUGCCAGUAUCAUUGGAGCUGCUAGUAAAAUUCCUCCUGAAGAUGUACCUCAUGCCCUCAUGUUUUAUCAUGAACUGGGUGUGUUGCUGUUCUACCCGCAAAUUGAUGGCAUAAAGGAUAAGAUUGUUAUCAAUCCUAAUUAUUUUGUGGAUGCUCUUGGAGAAAUUUUUCCAUUAAGUGUGAAUCCUGACAGAGAAAGGUACCAUAUGGAAUGGGAGGUCUUUCAAAAGUAUGGGAUACUUGUCCAACCACUUUAUAUUGAGCUAUGGAACAAUUAUAAAGAUAUAUCACCAGAAUUCUUUAUUGAAGUACUUGUUCAUUUUCGCAUUGCUGUUGAAAUUAAGACAGAUAAGUAUCCUUCUCAUUCCAAGCAAUAUUUUAUGCCACUUGUUCUCAAGUCAACACGAGUUAACAGCAGCUCAACAUUACCUUCAGAUUCCAUUCAAGCAGCACCACUUCAUAUUACCUUUAAUAGUGGAUAUGUACCUCCUGGUUUCUUCACUCGUUUUGUGGUUGUACUAGCGAACAAAAUGGAACUUUGUUUUGAGAAAGAUAUUUACAGAAACCAUGUCACAUUCCGUUAUCAGGAUCCCAAUUGUAACAGUAUUGAGCAUGUAACAGUCACUGAUUGUACUGAUGACAUUCAGAUCAAUGUAAUACAUCAUCCUUCUGAACAAGAUUCAGUAUCUUUCAAAAAAAUUUGUCAAGAUGUCCGAGUUCUUUUGGAAGAUGCAGCAAAAGAAGUGGAAGACAUUUUAAAGAAGUGUGCCAGUGGAUGUACUGUUGAUAACAAGCCAACUCAAUAUAUAUUCACAAAAAAGUUUAAGUAUGUCUGCACUAGUUGUCCUUCAAAUACUUCAUCCCAUUAUAUAAAACUUCCCCCAACCAAUCAAAAUCAACUUUCUCAAGUUUUUUGUGAAAAUAAUAAAAGCUACCGAUCUUUAACUGAAAAUGAGAAAGUGUGGUUCAAGGAUACUAGUCAGUUUUUUAGUUAUAAUAGCUCAAGUGCCAGACAAUCUCAAAGCUUUAUUGAUUCAACACCACUUGUGACAACAACCAUAUCAUCCAUAGCGACAGCAGUGCCAGCAGCAUCACAAGCCAGAAAUAAUCCUACAUCAAGAGAAAAUGAAGGAGUAAUUAGUACUUGUAGUUCUGAUGUGUCUUGUAUAGAAGAUACUAGUACUAAGCUAGACAUUACUGAUCUUGAUGAUGUCCGUGAUGAGUUACAGUCAAUUGAUUACACUGAAUGGAAAGACUUGGGUCUUAGCUUAGGACUGUACUACAAUACAUUGGAAGCGAUUGAAGAAAAGUGUAGAGGAAAUGCUAGAAAGUGUCUACUGGAGUGCAUGGCUGCCUGGUUAAAAGGAGAAGAUAAAGUGAGACAGAAAGGAGGUCCCAGUUGGUCAUCACUAGCUGCAGCACUGGAAAAAAAUGGAGCAAAUAACGUUGCUAGUAACAUUAGAGCAAAGUAUAUAUAGACUAUUUAGGCCGUAAUUUUUUCUGCUGUUAUUAUUUUUAUUAGUUGUAGAAUUAUUAGUUUUUGUAGUAUUAAAGUAUUUUAGUUUAUGCAUUAGACUGAGUAUUUUUGUAGCUGAAA